AUGAAGAGCAAUGACGGAACCCUCCCAACUUCGCCACACAAGGGGUCCAUAGUGCUGGUAGCCUCGACAUCGGGCUAUUUCGGUGGCUCCGGCGUAGCAGGCUACGUCAGCUCCAAGCACGGAGUCGUGGGUCUGCUUCGUUCCUCCCAAGCGGCGGCCAACAGAAACGGUGUUCGCAUCAACGGCAUCGCGCCCUUCUUCACGCCGUCCCACAUCACGGCAUCAUAUGCUGCUGAAUGGGCAGCCGCGGGUUUGAGCUCGAACACAGCCGAAGGCGUUGCCCGCCGUGUUGUUGAAACCCUGGCCGACUCGACACAGCAGGGGAGUUGCUUCUUGGUUGCCGGAGGAAAGUCCACUGAGCUUGAAACGCGACGAACUGAGUUGCUGGAUGAGUGGAUAGGGUCCGACAAUCGGAAGCUGAUGGCCGAUGCGAACGUGCUCUUUGCUAAGCUGGGGGGAUAUCCACUGCCUAAAGCCAGGAGUUUACUGUAA
Messenger RNA from Cyphellophora attinorum, 492 nucleotides. RefSeq lists its product as uncharacterized. The transcript has a single exon. Lineage: Eukaryota; Fungi; Ascomycota; Eurotiomycetes; Chaetothyriales; Cyphellophoraceae. The coding region runs from base 1 to 492 and encodes 163 amino acids. The record is from RefSeq and is a predicted model, not a curated record.